Molecule: messenger RNA, 468 nt
Organism: Adineta ricciae
Lineage: Eukaryota; Metazoa; Rotifera; Eurotatoria; Adinetida; Adinetidae
Source: the annotation of a GenBank genome assembly
AUGCAACGUCGUUCUGUUCCUCGUACCGAUCCUCGGUAUAAUCAAAUUCGUGCAAGAAAUAACGAUAGCGUGAAACGCUCACGAGAAAAAUCUCGUCGUGAACGUGAUGAAACAGUCGAAGCUAUAAGUCAGCUCGAAGAAGAAAAUAAGCAACUAGUCGAACAAAUCCAAACCAUGAAACGAGAGUUCGAUCAACUACAAGAUUUAUUCAAACAGCAUACGGGAAUAGCCGUAGAUCAGCUAUUAUCGUCAGAAACGAACUCAACUGAGUCGCAAUCGAAAGUAACUUUGCCUCCUCCUCCUUCUUCGCAAUCAUCUUCAUCACAACCUGUUCUAACAAUUAAUACAAAUGAAGUCCAGACAAAUGCAGCAACAUCAGAUGCUCAACUUGACCCAACUACGCUCGACGGAGCGAUCGUUUUAAUAAACGGUGUUCAAUAUAAGAUUGUUAGCAUGAAUAAAAACUAA